UGAGACAGGCACCCAUUGGCAUUUGUAAGUGGGCUUGGCUAAUAAGCUAAAGUCUUAAGGACAAGUGCACUGGGACACUCGGGUACUUAGCACAGUCCUGCUUCUCAAGAGGGUUAUGGGGAUGGGACUUUCCCCACCAGGAGCUCAGCAGGCAUGCGGAAGUGUGUCAGGGCAUCUGGUGCCACCUUACAGAGCACCCAGGCAGGGAACUCCUCAUGUCACCAAUGGGGAGACCGAGACCAUGAGAACUGGAAGGCAUGGAACAGGUGAGAAGAAUGGGAAGCUCCCGCUCUCCACCAGACCUUGACCUCCAGGUGACUCUCAGCCAUGAGGACCCUCGCCCUCCUCGCUGCCCUUCUCCUCUUGGCCCUCCAGGCCCAGGCCGAGCUCCUCCGAGAGACGGCUGACCAGGCUCCCGCCCAAGACCUGCCCGAGGCCGAGGACCAGGACCAGCCUGGAGCCACAGGCCAGGACAUGGCCAUCUCCUUUGGAGGAGAUGAUCGCCUCGCUCGAGACGCCUCAGGCCUUCGGAGACCAACCACCUGCUACUGCAGAAGGCGCUCAUCCUGCCCUGCAUAUGAGCGUUACUCUGGGACCUGCACGUUAAAUGGCAUCCUACACCUUCUCUGCUGUCGCUGAGCUUUGCGAUCUGAGACCCAAAGCAGUGAGAGCUUCCAUUGGAAGACCUGGAAAAUCGUUACACUUUCAGCCUUGUACCUUUUCUUGUUUCUGUCUCUGAAAUAAAC
Molecule: messenger RNA, 746 nt
Organism: Hipposideros armiger (great roundleaf bat)
Lineage: Eukaryota; Metazoa; Chordata; Mammalia; Chiroptera; Hipposideridae
Product: defensin-5-like
Exons: 3
Coding region: 328-639 (103 amino acids)
Biological process (GO): defense response to Gram-negative bacterium; disruption of plasma membrane integrity in another organism; cellular response to lipopolysaccharide
Cellular component (GO): extracellular region; extracellular matrix
Source: RefSeq, a predicted model, not a curated record